AUGUUUAAACAAGUUUUGAAAAAAAACAUUACUUCAUUAAGAUUUCGCUCCACUUUUGUGCCAAAAAGAACCAAAUCCAAUCUUACUUGGAGAUAUCCAAGAGGUGUUGCGAAUUUUCCCCAAGACAUUUUUGAUCACGAUUGGUUUGCCGAGACAGACGCAUCCAUCUCAGACUACUUUAAAACCAAACAGACGCCAAAAGAUUACAUUUUAACUAUUAAAGAGCCACAUGCACAAAAUAAAGAUGUUUCUGUUCACUUUUGCAAACCAGAUAAUGCAUUAUUGGUGACUAUUUCCCAGAAUUUGGAUGAAAAGGGGAAGGAUAGUGAGUCCCGUUUUGCUAGUGCUUUUACAAACAAGUACACAUUUGAUAAGCCUGUUGAUUCACAAGAAAUCAAAGCAGACCAUGAUGCAAAGAAUGGAGAAAUUAUUAUUACUGUUCCAAAAAAGAAUGAAGAUGAUGAUAGUAUUAUUAAUGUUCCUUUUAAUAACAAGAAUGAAUGA
This is a messenger RNA of Lodderomyces elongisporus, 504 nucleotides long. RefSeq names its product Hsp21p (gene HSP21). Lineage: Eukaryota; Fungi; Ascomycota; Pichiomycetes; Serinales; Debaryomycetaceae. The transcript has a single exon. The record is from RefSeq and is a predicted model, not a curated record. Bases 1 to 504 code for a protein of 167 amino acids.